AGAGGCACAGUGAGAACCCCAGAAAGAACAAGGGCUUGGGGACUAGACAGACCCAGGUUAAAAUCCCACGGACUUGAGGACUGGGGGAAAUGACCUCUCUGGCACUUAGCUCUCAUUUAUAAAAUGGGUUUGAAAAUCCCUGGCCCUCUGGGUUGGUGUGAAGGCUAAGUGAAGUAGUGUACUAAUCAUCCCAUACCUGACCCCGCGGUGUGGUCGCCGGCUGGCCGCUUGUGCCCCGCACUAGCCUGGGCCGGCCCCGAGACUGCCGGCGUCGAGCACAGCGCCGAGCACCAGCAGGGUGCUCAAGGGCAGCUGUGGAAUCCGCGGCGGUGGCUUCGAUUCCCGCCCUGCCACCUCGGACACGUCUUGUAGUCUCUCUGCGCACUCAGCACCCUCGUGCAUAAACUGGGAACGCGGUGAGACGGGUGGGGGAAGCGCAGGACAGACUCGCGCCCAGGAGGCUCCGCCGGGUAGCUCCCUCCUUUCGGCUCCGCGGGUCGCCCUCCCAUCCGGUCCCCCCGCCUCGCGCUCGCGCUCCGGCGCCCGCUCCCCCCCCCCCCCGCCUUCCCGCCACUCUCCACUCCCACCGCUCCUCCGCUCUCCACCUCCUCUCUUUCCUCCUCCUCCUCCACAUGCCCUCCCGCCGCGCCCGGUCCGCGUACCUGGUCGCCUUUCCCGGUCCUCAGGGACUCUAGGUCUCUCACUGCUGCGUCUCCGCGCCUCUCGCCGCGUCCCUCUGUCGCGCUGCUUCUCUCUGCUUUUUCUCUCCCUCAGUCGCUGUCUUUCCCCGGCUUAGUUCUGUCUCCGUCCGUUCCUCGCUCGCCCGGCCGUCUGGCGGCCCGAGGUGGCGGCGGGCCCGGCGCGGGGCGCGAUGAGCGACGCUUGCACGAGCUACGUGAGCGCAGAGCAGGAGGUGGUGCGUGGCUUCAGCUGCCCGCGGCCUGGGGGCGAGGCGGCCGCCGUCUUCUGCUGCGGCUUCCGCGACCACAAGUACUGCUGCGACGACCCGCACAGCUUCUUCCCCUACGAGCACAGCUACAUGUGGUGGCUCAGCAUUGGCGCCCUUGUGGGCCUGUCCAUAGCAGCAGUGGUUCUCCUGGCCUUCAUCGUCACCGCCUGCGUGCUUUGUUACCUGUUCAUCAGCUCUAAGCCCCACACGAAGUUGGACCCAGGCUUAAGCCUCCAGCCUCCAGGCUUUAAAGAGACUUUGCAGCUUCCUCUCUCAACUUCUUGGAAUGCAGUGUCACUAUGCAAGGAGCCUGGGCUAGCCCACUGGAAGACGAGACCACGCAGAAGCUACAUGAGCUCUCCACUGAGGCCCUCUAGACCAACCAGCUCCCAGUUGAGUGACCAGAAGAGUGAAACUACAUGAGUGACUCCCGGUGAGAUCAACAGAAGAACCACCAGCUAAGCCCAAAGUGCCAAUCCACAGAAUCAUGAGCAAAUAA
Molecule: messenger RNA, 1448 nt
Organism: Mirounga angustirostris (Northern elephant seal)
Lineage: Eukaryota; Metazoa; Chordata; Mammalia; Carnivora; Phocidae
Gene: SHISAL2A
Product: shisa like 2A
Exons: 3
Coding region: 872-1372 (166 amino acids)
Source: RefSeq, a predicted model, not a curated record